This is a messenger RNA of Onthophagus taurus, 1309 nucleotides long. Its product is annotated as pyridoxine/pyridoxamine 5'-phosphate oxidase. Gene Ontology annotation, biological process: pyridoxine biosynthetic process; pyridoxal 5'-phosphate biosynthetic process. The record is from RefSeq and is a predicted model, not a curated record. NCBI's taxonomy places the organism in Eukaryota, Metazoa, Arthropoda, Insecta, Coleoptera, Scarabaeidae. Gene Ontology annotation, molecular function: FMN binding; pyridoxamine phosphate oxidase activity.
UCACGACUUUUGUAUACAUCAUGUAAAAAUUCGAUUAUUUUAAGAGAUCCGGAAGGCGAAUCACCCGGUUAUAUUUUAACACGUGGUUGUAUCGGGAAAGCCCACAAAACAAUUUCUGAAUUGGUGAUCGAUUUGAAAUCUAAGGAAGAUCGAAAAAAGACCAAAGCCGAAUCUACGCCAAAAAAGAAGCUUAAAACCAAAUUUAUUGCUGCGAAAAAUCUCAGGAAGGUUACACUAACGAAAUUAUCGCCAAAAGCACUUCGAAAUAAAAUUCAACAAGUAUCAGCUCGGCAAAAGAAAGAAGAAGUAAUUUCUACGGAAACUUAUGAUACAACGGAGGAAGGUGUGAUUUCAAGUGAAGAUGAACAAGCGUUAAUGCUUAAAUAAUUAAUUGGUUUUUUAAUAUUAAGUUGAAUUCUGUAUUUGUUUAAGUGUUCAUGUAAACAAUAUUUUAAUAAAUAAAUAAUAAACGUUAGGAAGUUUAAAACUCCGGAUAAAUGCGCAGCUACAAUGCGCAGUUCUAUGUAUAAACAUCUUAAAUAGUAAGGUUAAAGACUAUAAUCGUUAAAUACACGGAAUCUUAUUGCUAUAAAUUAAGCAAGAAUGGCUAGUAAAAUUAUAAGUGGAAUAGCAUCGAUUGAGGUGAAUACAAGCGACCCUUUCCAAUUAUUUUACCUGUGGAAAGAAGAAGCCUUUAGAUGUUUAUCUAAACCCAAUACGUUGAAUGUUAUGAACUUAGCUACAAGUUCAAAAGAUGGUUGUGUUAGUAACAGAAAUAUUCAGAUUUUGCGUUACGAUCCUGAUGGAUUUGUAUUUUUAACUGAUUCUAGUAGCAGAAAAGCUAAAGAUAUUGCAGAUAACCCAAAUGUAGCUUCAACAUUUCUAUGGUGUUAUAGUAACGAUGGAGGGGAAAUCAUCACAAAGCAAAUAAGAUUACAAGGUGUCAUAAACAAAUUGGAUCUAGACCAAACGAAAGAACUUUAUGACGCGGCUCCUACUUUUAGAAAAAUUCGAUAUAACGUAUGCAAACAGGGAUUAAUAGUUGAUCAGAAAGAAAUUAAAAAAAUACAUGAUAAAAUAUUAGAAGACGUCGAAAAUGGACGUAUAUUAGAGAUGCCAUCAUAUGUGGCCGCUUACAAAUUGCUACCAUCAGCAAUGGAGUUUUAUUACGGAUAUGAUAACUUUACUGCUGAUAGAGUAUUAUUUACUUAUCGAGGAAAUAAUUGGAAUUAUGUGCAUUUAUCUGCAUAAAUAAAUUUUAAAAAUUCUAUUUCAAAUUUUGAGUCAAAAUAAUAAAAAAAAACAUGGA